CAACAAUUAACUGCGAAGAACAUAAUUUUACACGCAAUCUUCGACAAAUAUCCCAAUCCUACUCUUAUAUUAUAUUCGCAGUUCUUCUCUCUCUUUCUCUCUUGAGAUAGAUUCUUCGAGACCUUCAUAAACAGCUACGCUCAUACGACAAUUUGGAAGGGAGACUGGAACUUAAAUUCAAGCUAAGUUGGUGAAUUAGGGGUUCAAAAAAUUGGCGAGACCGACGAAUUAGGAUGAAUUGUUGUUAGGGUUUAAAUGCACCAGAUUAUUUUAUUGUGAAGUAAUCCUGGGGAGUGAAGGCUCUCGGUUUAAGCGGUGUUUGUGUUGCGUUGAUUGGCUGGUGCGGUACUGGCGUUCUGGCGGUUCCGCUACCAUGGAAGUCGAUUCGCCUCCGGAAAUUACACCCCUCCGGCCUCGUGAUCGAAUCAUACGGAGGCUUGCUCUAUUGGGAGUGCCUGAGGAGUUUCUUGAUCAGUUCCAUCGUGGGUUAGUUGCUUUUGUCAAAAAGAACAAGCAACGGAUACCAGAGCUAGUUUCUGCUAUAUUACCUGCUGAUGAGGAAGUAGCUGAAGUUCUAAAUGAAGCUAAACCGGGGUCUAAAAGACAAUCAGCAGCAGUAACCAUGAAAAAUCGAUUCCGUGAAAGCAUGGCGUGGUUACAGUGGUUGAUGUUUGAGGGUGAACCUUCUUCAGCCCUGAGGAAUCUCUCCAAAAUGAGUGUUGGGCAGCGUGGUGUUUGCGGAGCUGUUUGGGGGCAGAAUGAUAUAGCAUACAGGUGCCGAACAUGUGAACAUGACCCAACGUGUGCAAUUUGCGUUCCGUGUUUUCAGAAUGGGAAUCACAAGGAUCAUGAUUAUUCUGUUAUUUAUACUGGCGGUGGUUGUUGUGAUUGUGGUGAUGUUACAGCAUGGAAGCGUGAAGGCUUUUGCUCAAAGCAUAAAGGUGCAGAACAGAUACAACCCCUUCCAGAGGAGUUUGCAAACAUUGUGGGGCCCGUUCUUGAUUGCGUCUUUGUUUCUUGGAAAAAUAAGCUACUUCUUGCUGAAACUACCUACCGGGAAACCCCUAGAGCAAGCGAUAUUGUUACAGAGUGUAAGAAGGUUGCAAAUGAGUUAACUUUUGUUGUGGUUGAGAUGCUUCUAGACUUCUGCAAACACAGUGAAAGUUUGCUGAGUUUUGUAUCUAAGAUGAUUUUAUCAUCAGGGGAUUUAUUGGGGAUUCUUGUGAGGGCAGAGAGGUUUCUGACCGAAGCUGUUGUGAAAAAGCUCCAUGAGUUGCUCCUGAAAUUGCUGGGGGAACCUAUUUUCAAGUAUGAGUUCGCAAAAGCAUUUUUGUGUUAUUACCCAGCUGUUGUAAGUGAAGCCAGAAUGGAAUUCAGUGACGUUUCUGUAAAAAAGUAUCCGCUGCUCUCUGUAUUCUCAGUACAAAUCUUCACAGUGCCAACUUUAACACCUCGUCUUGUGAAAGAAAUGAACCUACUGCCUAUGCUGAUGGGAUGCUUGCAAGAUAUUUUCGUUUCCUGUGCUGGUGAUGACGGUCGUUUACAGGUUACCAAGUGGUCAAAUUUAUAUGACAUCACCAUUCGUGUCAUUGAAGAUAUUCGAUUUGUUAUGAGCCAUGCUGUAGUGCCCAAAUAUGUAACUCAUGACAAGCAAGAUAUUUCAAGAUCUUGGAUGAGACUGUUGACUUUCGUGCAAGGGAUGAAUCCACAAAAAAGGGAAACAGGCAUCCGCAUUGAAGAAGAAAAUGAGAGUAUGCAUCUGCCAUUUGUUCUAGGCCAUUCAAUUGCCAACAUUCAUUCUCUAUUGGUGGAUGGGGCAUUUUUUGUGGCUAGCGACAAGAUGGAUGAAGACUUUCAGGAUAUGGAUGACAGGGAUAGCCUAAGACAUGCAAAAGUAGGACGGUUGUCCCCGGAAAGUUCCGUAUGCAGUGCAGUGGGGAGGAGUAGUUCAUUUGCAUGUGCAUCGAAGGUUUCUGAAGAUAAAUCAGAUGCUCUUUCUGAUUUGUUGAUUCCACCAUCUGUAAUGUGGCUAACCUAUGAGUGCUUGAGGGCCAUUGAGAAUUGGUUGGGAGUUGAUAAUACCUCCAGGGCUCUUCUUGAUGCAUCUUCUCCAAGUACUAGCAAUUUCUCAGGUAGCAAUUUUUCAGCACUGAAGAAAACAUUAUCCAAGAUCAGGAGAGGCAAUAUAUUUGGUAGAAUUGUCACUUCAAGUGAAGAUCAUGGCAAGCAAUGUUCAUCGCUUUUAUAUAGUGAUUGCAAUAUGAGUGUUGACUUCCAGAAUGGUAAAGUUGCAGGCCAGGAAACUAAAUUAAUGGUUCCCGACGAAAUUGAUUCAGUUAAUGCAUGUAGUCCUGCAGGAUUGGAUGAUAGUGCCAUGGAAGUAGAUGGUGCCAUGGACUUAGAUGCUUUACGUGUUCUGAGUUCGUCGGAUUGGCCAGACAUAACAUAUGACAUUAGUUUGCAGGAUAUAUCUGUUCACAUUCCUUUACAUCGGUUACUUUCCUUGCUUUUACAGAAAGCAUUGAGAAGAUGUUUUGGUGAAGUGCCAGAUUUGGCUAGUGCUACUUCUGCAAAUUCAUCUUCAGCUAUUUUGACUGACUUCUUUGGAAAUUUUCUAGGGGGCUGCCACCCAUAUGGAUUUUCUGCCUUUGUUAUGGAGCAUCCCCUUAGGAUCAGAGUAUUUUGUGCUGAGGUUCAUGCUGGAAUAUGGCGGAAAAAUGGGGAUGCUGCCCUAUUAUCAUGUGAGUGGUAUCGUUCAGUUCGCUGGUCUGAACAGGGUUUGGAGCUUGACCUGUUUCUGCUUCAGUGCUGUGCUGCCUUGGCUCCAGCUGAUCUUUAUGUUAAUAGAAUUGUAAAACGCUUUGGUCUGUCAAGCUACCUUUCUUUGAACCUUGAGCGCUCGAGUGAAUAUGAAGCAGUUCUAGUGCAGGAAAUGCUAACUCUUAUUAUACAAAUAGUCAAAGAAAGGAGAUUUUGUGGGCUAACUAAAGCUGAAAGUUUGAAAAGAGAGUUGAUUCAUAAAUUAGCCAUUGCAGAUGCCACUCAUAGUCAACUGGUUAAAUCUCUUCCUCGUGAUCUAUCUAAGUUUGAUCAGCUUCCUGAAAUUUUGGAUACUGUUGCAGCAUAUUCCAAUCCCUCUGGCUUUAAUCAGGGGACAUAUUCACUACGAUGGACAUUUUGGAAAGACAUGGAUUUGUUCUACCCUCGUUGGAACUCAAGGGAUCUGCAAGCUGCAGAAGAAAGAUACUUGCGUUUCCGUAGCGUUUCUGCGUUGACCACUCAGCUACCGAGGUGGACUGAGAUUUAUCCUCCUUUCAAGGGGGUUGCUAGAAUAGCCACUUCUAAAGCAGUCCUUCAAAUUAUCCGUGCAGUGCUGUUUUAUGCUAUUUUUUCUGAUAAAUCAAUUGAUUCCCGAGCUCCUGAUGGUGUUCUUUUAACUGCAUUGCACUUACUCUCAUUAGCAUUAGACAUUUGUUUUCAACAUAAGGAAUCUGGUGAUCAGUCUUGUUAUGACGGAGAUGCAAUUCCCAUACUAGCUUUUGCUGGUGAAGAAAUUUAUGAAGGACCACAUUUAGGCGCUGGCCAACAAAGCUUGUUGUCACUUCUUGUGAUCUUGAUGAGGAUGCAUAAGAAAGAGAAUUUAGACAAUUGUUUGGAAGCUGGGAGUGACCUCUCUUCUUUAAUUGGAAGCUUAUUGAAGAAGUUUGCAGAGAUCGAUUCAGGAUGUAUGACCAAACUGCAACUACUUGCACCUGAAGUAAUUGGUCAUGUAUUACAAUCUUCUCCAAAUGGUGACACAUAUACCUCAGGUUCAAUUUCUGACUCUGAGAAGCGCAAGGCAAAAGCCAGAGAGAGACAGGCUGCCAUUUUGGAAAAAAUGAGAGCCGAGCAAUCAAAAUUUAUGGCAAGCGUUAAUUCCACUGUGGAUGAUGGCUCAAAAUCUGAGCAAGAGGUUUGUAACCCUGACAUUGAAGAUGAUUCAGAAGAGUCUGCAGAAGUUGUUUGCUCACUUUGCCAUGAUCCCAAUUCCAGAAAUCCCAUAUCCUACUUAGUUCUUCUUCAGAAAUCUAGGCUUUUGAAUUUCAUGGACAGAGGUCCCCUUUCAUGGGAACAACCUCGCUGGAUAGACAAGGAGCACAUCUCUACUAUCAAAGGUGUGGUGACUGAUCAAUCUGAAACAAGCUCUUCGUCAGGUGGUUCAGGGGUGGUACCAUCUUACCCUUUAAAACAGUUGGUUCAGGAUGCAGUCACUGAAUUUGCCUGUCAUGGGCAACCUAGGGAUGUUGAGGCUCUUCUAGAUUUUUUCAAGGGCCGGUUCCAUGAAUUAAAGAAUAUCCAAGUGCCACGUGAAUCAAAUGAUGAAAGUGAAAAGACUUUAUGUACAUUUGAGACAAUGGAAGACACUAUGUACCUCUCCAUCCAAAAAGAAUUGCAUGAUAAGAUGCUGCAUUCUAAGCUUACAGAGGAUAAGGGAUUUUCAACUCCUGAAGGGGAUCAAGAAAAAACUGAGCAUGCUGAAUUUAUGUUGCUUGGCAAAUAUACAGCUGCUCUUUCUAGAGAGACGACAGAAAAUUCUUCAUCCUCUGAAAGUCCCAAUGAGAAGGUGCCAAUAGAUUCUUCUCGGUUUUCAGCAUAUGAUGGAUUUGGCCCGAUAGAUUGUGAUGGAAUUUAUCUUUCUUCCUGUGGGCAUGCUGUGCAUCAGGGAUGCCUUGAUCGCUAUUUAUCUUCACUGAAGGAAAGGUAUCUCAGAAGAAUUGUUUUUGAAGGAGGACAUAUUGUAGAUCCAGAUAAGGGGGAGUUUCUCUGCCCUGUAUGCCGUCGACUUGCAAAUUCUGUGUUGCCUGCAUUGCCAGGGUUGUUCGAGAAGGUCUCGAAGGAGUCUCGUCAUUCAGGUGUUAGUUCAUCACAUGCUACUGGUCCAUUGGUCAAAUCAGGUGGAGAAAUUAAUUCUCUUCAGCUUCAGCAAGGCUUGGCUCUUGUGCAAUCUGCAGCAAAGGCAUCUGGGAAGGUUGGAAAUCUUAAAGGUUUUCCCCUGCAGAGAUGUGGAAGAAUGACCUCAAACCUUGAAAUUUCUCGUUUGCUCUGUAAGAUGUAUUUUCCGACUAAACAGGAUAAGUUAUCAGGAUCUGCCAGGGUCAGCCACCCAAUGCUCAUGUGGGACACAAUUAAGUACUCCCUAUUAUCAAUUGAAAUUGCUGCACGUUCUGGCGGGAAAUAUGCAACACCAAGCUAUGACCUUAAUGCAUUGUAUAAGGAACUUGAAUCCUCGAGUAGAUUUGUAUUGUCUUUGUUGCUGAAAGUAGUCCAAAGCAAAAGUAAGAAUUCUCUUCAUAUGCUUCAGAGAUUUAUAGGAAUUCAGAGCUUUGCAGAAUCUAUUUGCUUUGGAGUUUCCAUAGACCAUGGUAGCGAAACAUGUGGACAAGGGGCUAUGUUGCGUAUCUUGGAACAUGUUGAUAUGGCUGUAUCAUAUCCUGAUAUUCAGUUCUGGAAUAGAGCAUCUGAUCCUGUCCUUGCUCAUGAUCCUUUUUCAUCAUUGAUGUGGGUUCUUUUUUGUCUUCCAUACCGGUUUUUAUCAUGUGAAGAUUCCUUGUUAUCCCUGGUGCACUUAUUCUAUGUUGUGUCUGUAGUUCAGGGUAUAAUUGCUUAUCUUGGGAAAAAUCAAUGCGAUAUGAGUAAAUUAGGUGUUGAUGAUUGUCUGGUUACUGAUGUCUCUAAACUCAUGGGAGAAUCUGGAUGCCCGCAGCAAUAUUUUGUUUCAAACUAUAUUGGCUCUUCUUGUAACAGUAAUAUUAAGAACAUAGUUCGUAGCUUGAGUUUCCCUUAUUUGCGGAGGUGUGCAUUGUUGUUGAAUUUACUAAACUAUAAUGCCCAAGCACCAUUCUUUGAAAGGUAUAAUGUGUUAGAUAGAUCUCAUGCCAUUGGUGACAUGAUGGAUACCACUUAUGUGGCGCUGGUAGAGCUCAAUGAAGUUCAGGAGAUAGAAAGAAUGUUCAAGAUUCCUACACUUGAUGUUAUUCUUAAGGAUAAAGUCGUGCGUUCAAUGGUUCAGAAAUGGUUCCGUCAUUUUUACAAGGAGUUUGAAGUCCAAAGAUUUAGAGGAAGCAUACACUGUAAUCCUGCAGUUCCCUUCCAGUUGAUGCGUCUGCCCCGAGUUUACCAGGACCUAUUGCAGAGGUAUAUUAAACAGCGUUGUCCUGAUUGCAAAUCCAUCCUUGAGGAUCCCGCAUUGUGCCUGCUUUGUGGGAGAUUAUGCUCUCCAAGCUGGAAGUCGUGCUGCCGGGAAAGUGGAUGCCAAACUCAUGCAUUGGCCUGUGGUUCUGGUACUGGGGUAUUUCUGUUGAUCAGGAGGACAACAAUUCUGCUGCAAAGAUGUGCGCGGCAAGCUCCCUGGCCAUCACCGUACUUGGAUGCUUUUGGGGAAGAGGAUGUUGAAAUGCAAAGAGGAAAGCCGCUGUACUUGAACGACGAACGCUAUGCAGCUUUAACUUAUUUGGUUGCUUCUCAUGGUCUUGAUCGAAGUUCCAAGGUUCUUGGGCAAACUACUAUUGGUUCUUUGUUCAUUGUUUAGUUUGGAUUUGAAGGCGGUAUAUUUCGUGACAGAUUUAUGCCGGGGGAUGACAAAGGAUUCUUGAUAGUAACAGAGAAUAUCCAGUUCUGACAAUAAAUCUGCACCUUGCAUUAAUGGUUCAGUUUACCGCACAUUGAGAUGGUUGGAUUUUCCUCUCCGCAUGUUGAAAAUUUGGUUCCAAGGGAAGACCAUCUGUCGGCAGGUUGUUCCGUUUGUUUUUUUUAUGGUUGUACAGUUCAAUAUGAUGCCUCAGGCUGAAGCCUGGCAGCAUACAGGGUUGUGGAGUCAUUGCGAAACAGUUGUACAUAGAUAUUUUAUAACAUCAGUCACGAGCCACUGGUUAAGGUUAGAGUGGCACUUGCAUGGAGAGGAACUCAGUCUAUUCCUCUUGCUCUCUCCUUCACUUUGUGGAGUUAUUUAUUGUUUUGUUAUUACAUUCUUUUUAAUUAUCAGUGAGCUGAGGGGGGGAGGGGAAAGAGGGGGUGUGACUUCUGGAGCUGUUACGAGAGAUUUCAUACUGUUUUGGCUGGGCUUGGUGAUAAAUCCUUUGAUGU
This is a messenger RNA of Prunus avium (sweet cherry), 7122 nucleotides long. RefSeq names its product proteolysis 6 (gene PRT6). Gene Ontology annotation, molecular function: zinc ion binding; ubiquitin protein ligase activity. Gene Ontology annotation, biological process: protein ubiquitination; ubiquitin-dependent protein catabolic process via the N-end rule pathway. NCBI's taxonomy places the organism in Eukaryota, Viridiplantae, Streptophyta, Magnoliopsida, Rosales, Rosaceae. Gene Ontology annotation, cellular component: ubiquitin ligase complex; cytoplasm. The record is from RefSeq and is a predicted model, not a curated record.